Mucor velutinosus is the source of this 303-nucleotide messenger RNA. RefSeq lists its product as uncharacterized. The record is from RefSeq and is a predicted model, not a curated record. Gene Ontology annotation, biological process: protein insertion into mitochondrial inner membrane; protein import into mitochondrial matrix. Gene Ontology annotation, cellular component: TIM23 mitochondrial import inner membrane translocase complex. The coding region runs from base 1 to 303 and encodes 100 amino acids. Lineage: Eukaryota; Fungi; Mucoromycota; Mucoromycetes; Mucorales; Mucoraceae. The transcript is spliced from 3 exons.
AUGGAACCUUCAACUUUUGAGAAAAUGAAAAUGGGCGCUGCCAUGGGCGGUACUGUCGGCCUAUGUAUUGGCUUUGUUUUUGGUAGUAUUAGUCUCAUGAGAUUUGGUUCAGGCAACAAAAGCCCUAUCAGUAUGUUGAGUCAGUACAUGAUUGGAUCUGCUGCUUCGUUUGGAUUCUUUAUGUCUAUAGGUUCUGUUGUUCGUUCAGAAAAUCGACUUGCAACAACUCCAAAUAUGCACUUGCCUGUUGUCAUCAAUCAACGCCCCAUGUUGAAUAACAAGAUUAAAUACACCAAAGAAUAG